UACUUGUAAGACUGUAAGACGUUGUAAGAGUUGCGCUUCAAUUAGUAUAUUGAGGCUCAUGAGAAACAUUACACGAUUCCAAUGACACUGAACCAACCCUUCACGAUCACCUCCAGCAGAAGAGAGCACACACAAAAAUGCGCAGCUAGUCAAACGUCGUCCACGGAUAUCUUUCCGAACUUAGUAAUCCGACCGUCCUCUCCCUCACAGCCGGAUUCAUGUCAAAGCGCACGGCGAAUCGCUGUACGCCGAGCCUUCGAUAUUCCCGGCGUCGGGGGGGCGUCAUCUUCUAGAAGCCUCGCAUGGCUACCUCUAUCCAUCACCUCCGGUUUCCCAUCGCACCUCGCCUCGCUUCGCCUCCGGUUAAAUCGAUUAUUCCCGGUUUUUUUUUUCUUUUUUUUCUUUGUUUUCUUCUUUUCUCGAUCAGAGAACCUUCUCAACUGCGACAGUCGUGGCGCUGCGUCCCAUGAUCGCAGAGCCUAUCGUUGUCGCAGACAUAUCUAUAACACAAAGCGCACGGCAUAUCGGACGGCCGCAUAUUGACGAGCCCAACGAGGGUCAUGUCAUGGGAUGGGAUGCACGGCGUCGACCCUAAUCCAUGCUGGACUUGGGAUCCCCUUCGGGUACCCGUAACGCAGGGCAGAUAGCCAGUAUGGGUGUGCAACCUGACUAUAUGAUCGACUACGAGGAGGGAAAAAAAGAAGAGAGAGAAA
Daldinia loculata is the source of this 713-nucleotide messenger RNA. RefSeq lists its product as uncharacterized. The record is from RefSeq and is a predicted model, not a curated record. The transcript has a single exon. The coding region runs from base 82 to 543 and encodes 153 amino acids. NCBI's taxonomy places the organism in Eukaryota, Fungi, Ascomycota, Sordariomycetes, Xylariales, Hypoxylaceae.